AUGCUUUGCUUUGCAGAAUUUACAUGUAAAGUUGAUGCAAUAUAUUAUGCAACAUCAAGUGCUAUCAAAGGUGUAUUCUCUGACGGUAAUUCAACAGUGACGAUACUAUCAGAAAGUAACGUGAAGUUAAACUACGAUUCUUUGAGUGAAAGGCUCCUCUACUAUGAUGAUGAUAAUUUAAUAAUUGUUAAACUGGACGGCAGUAAUGCAACUAUAAUAGCGUCUCUCUCUACCAUAUUACGAUUUGCAGUAGAUCAUACAACAAGGAACGUGUACUACAUUACUAAUUUAUUCAGAAACGUUCGCAGCAUUGAUCUGGAUACUGGAGCUGACAAUCUUGUAAGUUCUGAUCUUGGAAGUGGUGUUGAAGAUUUGGAUACUGAUCCAAAUAACAGGUAUCUGUUAACUGCCAUUUAUUGUAAUAGACUACGUAGAGAAAAUAAACGGCAUUGGUGAAGCCAAAAAUUGUGUCUAAGUUUAACAAUUGCGCUAUUUUUAAUUUCGUGAAAUGAUUCAGAUGUUGGUGAAUACCUGUGAUACAUUUCCUUACACACCAUGUUGAAAACGAGAACAUAAUAAGACAUCAAUACAUAGAUAUUUUAUCCUCUCAAUUAGUGAAAGCUAUAAGUGACGUAUAAUAUUCCCACAAAUUGCAGUUAAGAGUUUUGAUCUUUAUACUGGGUUUUUAUUUUUAUUUACAAACUAAGGAAUGUUAAUUAUUACUAGAAAAUACAUGCAUGCAGAAUCCCUCGCCUUGUUGACAAAACUAUUGUAUUUUCCGAACAUGAAGUAUAUAAAUUAGUUGUCAUGGUAACACGAUAAUUUUAUUAAGAAUAUUUUUACAAAUGAAAAAUCUCCAAAACUGUCACUUUCAAUUACAAAUUUAUCAAUUUCCCAAAAGAAAAAGUUUGUUAGGUAUGUUAUCAUACGUAAUAUAAGCUUCAUUUUAAGUUAAAAUCCAACCAACCACAAACGCUUCGCAGGACGCUUUAAAUGUUGUUUAUAAAACAAAACUGCCUUUGUUGAUGAACUUUGAGUUUGAAAUAAAGUGAUUUCAAAUUCUCGCAUGCAAUUAAUUUUCCUUUCUUUUUUAUUUAGAAAUUUUAAUACAAUAAAAAAGGGUAAUCAUUAAAGAUUAGACUUCGAGCUGUCCUUUCUUUUCGCGGGUUUAGAUUUCCGGGCAUGCGAAAGGAAACGAUGGACUGCCGACAACACAUCAAAAAACGAAAUAGGGGUUCCCCACACAACGCAAAAUUUCGGUCCCAUUAUGGUCGAAAUCAAUAUGCCUGUCAAUCAAAUCUGAUACGCAGUUAUAAUUAUGCUAUAAAUAAUUUCCAGACUGAAUGUUGAUUUUAUAAAUAAACAUGACAUUAACGGUUAAUCCUAUUGGAUAGUUUUAAUCGGAUAUAAGUUAUAAUGUUUAUGCAAAGGCGGAGCCAACUUGACACGAGCGAAAAGUGGGCAUAUUUCGUUUUUUAAGUUGUUGUGGGGGGUCCCUCCUUUCUCCCGAGAGACUGCUCGCGGUCAAAUAAAGAUACACUGAAAUUACAUGCUGUCCAUUUUAAUGUAAAAUAUACGCAAAGAUCAGCUUUUAAAGGAAUUAUUAAGCAAAAUAAACAUCAAUAUUUGAAACAAACUUACCUUCCUGAACGUCGGCGCCUUUGCUCCCUUCUUUUAUCAAAUAUUUCGCUUUUAUUCUAUUUCGCUUUGAAAUUUACAAAAUCUUGAAAAAUUAAAUUUAUUUGCAAGAAAUCAUCAAAUCAAGAAGUGUUGGCUGGUUCGCUGUCGUCGCGCAGUCGUUAAAAUGAAAAUGUUAAAUUGGUCCAAUCAGUGUUCGCUAUUUAUGACACUCCGUUAUAUUACGAAGUCAGUGAGGAUGACCAGUCACCUACCCACCUACGCACAGUAAUGCGCGCCUGCAAUCAUCAGUGAAAUUUAGACUUGGCUAACGCCUUCUUCUCCGGUUGUAAAUAGCCGAGCGGUAUUAGUACCCUCGCCCCGGGCUUACGCUUGGAACGGCGCUCUGCGGCGUUGGCACGGGGACUAGGUUAGUAUAUUCAACAUAUUGAGCAACGGUGAUUACUACUUAUCCAUAGUCUAAAGCUUUGCCAAUAUUUGCGAAAACAGUCCUAACACGAUUAUCCUAGUGAAUUCCUUCUCCCCCCCCCCCAAAUUGUAAUAGUAGACUGACUAAAAUAAAAGCCAGACUAAAAUAAAACGAAAUAAAUUCGUGCUAAUUAUAUGAAAUACGCGAAUUCCAAAAUAGGUACUAUAACCGUCAUGUUUUCUAAUUUCAGGUCGCUUGUAUUUGCUGGUGCAAGCAACGGAGAUAUUGUUCGCUAUUUCCUUGAUAAUGGCGCACAAGAAGUUGUUUACAAUAACAAUAGAUCUCCUCGAUUUCUGUCAGUGGACUCCGAGUAUGAAGUAAUUUAUUGGAUUGACUAUAUCGCUGCUAAUGAUAGCUACUUUCUUAUGAAAACAUACUUCAAUGGCUCAAUUUCGCAAGUAAAUUAUUAUUAUCCUUGUACGACAAGCUCAAUCAAAAUUGCAAUUGGUAGAGACGAUUUUUACGUUAUGGACAGUACAAGAGGUCGUAUUGACAGAUUUGACAGACGUACAGUCUCUUUGCAAAAUACAUUCUAUCUGGGCGAUACGGCUGAAGAAUUUACGAUUGUUCAAGGUAAGGUAUCAUUGUUUUGUUCUCAUUUCCUUAUAUUGCAUGUCGCAUGGAAAUAUACGCGUACCAUGAUGUGCUGCAAUGGCAACUGUCUGAAAAGCACGCCAAAAAUAAGGAAAAAGCACGUCAACUAUAUUGUUUCGUUUUGUAUGAAUAUGAAGCUGGUGCACACAAACUUUUUUGUCUUUCAGAAAUUAGUAUAAUUUUUUAAUAUUCUCUAAUUCGUGCAUCACAAUAAAAGGGAGUUAGAGAUUAAUCCAUAGGAUAUACUGAGCAUGCCAAUCCCGAAACCAUGAUCGUAUAAUGCCACCAAAAAUCCUAAUUAAGAUAAGAUACUGACUGAUGAGAUAAGCUUAAUUAAUAAAAGCUCUUUUAAAAAACGUCUCUCAUCUUACAACAAGAAUUCAUUCCUUUCCUAAAAAAAACACUACAUGGUUGCUUGGGCUAAGGCGCGGCUUGGCCCAAAGCCCUGGCCGCUGUGCGCAAAUACUUAGAGAAUUUUAUAAUAUAAUUGGGAUAUGACAGACAAUUUCAUUAAUUGGCUAAUGCACAUGCCUUGUGACGCGAUAAAUCACGGUGAUCACUGGCACUGUCUUGCUUUUUCUGCGUUUUCUCCCGCCAUCUCUGUUUUUGAGCCAUAAAUAUAAACAAACUUUUAAAUACAAAAAUUUUGCAAGAAGCAAGAAGGAAAACACCAAAGGAGCACAGCAAUUUUAUCUAUAGCUUUGUUUUUGUUUCGACAAGUUUUGGGCAAGAGCGUGCAAAAUAGCUGAGAAAAAUCUUAUAAAAGAUGCAGGAAUACCAAAAACAUAGAAAUGGCAACAAAAACUGAACAGAAGUGAUCUAGAAAGUACCUUCAAUUAUUCUGAUAAAGGCGGCUAGAUAUAAUUUCGGGGAAAGGCAAAAAUUACAAUUAAUUUCAAAAUUAAAAAAUGAGCAAUACGACGAAACCUACGAUUUAACGUCUUUCGUCCAGCAGCCCAGAUGUUAAAAAACCUUAGCAAAUUAGUUUGUGUAUCUCUAGAUCCCCCCCCCCCCACCCCAACUUUCAAAACAGUUUCACCCUCAACUUUACUUGACAAAAGCUUGUUUGAAAGUAUGCAUAAUUAUCCCAUAAUGUGGAGCAUAUCAAAAGAGAAGCAGGUAUUAAUAUGAUAGGUUCGUACAAUUUCGAAACUUGGCCAAAAUUCUAAAUCAACGCAAAUUGCUUUUGUAGAUUUGGAUGAAUGUUGCAUUGGCGGUUAUUGUCAUGACAAUGCAACAUGUACAAACACGCCUGGAAGCCAUUUCUGUACAUGUAAGGAGGGCUUUAUUGGGAAUAACACACACUGUGAAGGUAUAAAUAGACUUACUAUAUUUUCAAUUACAAUAUGAUUAUACCCACUCAGCCAAUCACCGCCCAGCGGUUUCAUUCUCUAUAUCCCCUAAUCACAAGUCGUAUAGCAAUCAUAAGUGAGAUUAUGAAACUUUAUAUUGGUUUGCUCUAUAUAGAAGGCAAGAAUUACCACUCGCCAAAUUAACUAAAUACCCUAUGCAUAAUAACUCUACAUCCAAAUUCCAUAUUUACUUACAAAGACUCACCAAAAAAAUAUAAUUAUGACACUGAAAACAGUACGAACAUCAACAACGGAUAGACGCCACAUUAAUUACGAUUAAUCUACCGUUUCUAAACAAACAAAACCACUCUCCUCCGCAGAGUCGUAUAAUUAAACACGAAAGCUAGCCAUACUCAGAAAAUGUAAAGCAUGCACGUAAUUGGUGAACGUGCGCGGGGAAGGAAGGGAAAAUGAAAAAAAUAGCGCCAAUUUCUAAAUUCCGUAAUGGCAUAAAAUUACUUCAAUAGCUUUGGGCUAGGCCUGGUGGUAAAGCGGGUAUAAACUUGAAACGUGUAUACUGGAGAUGCUAAGACAAAGUUAUCACAGUCGAGUAAUAUCUUAAUACCAUAAUCAUACUCGUGAUUAACAAAUCAACCUCCCGCUACGCAGUCGGUUGAUUUUGUAAUCACUCGUAUGAUUAUGGCAUUAAAGUAGUAAAAGACCCCUAUCUGGGGACAGAAGUAAUUAGUAUGCAAAGUUAGGUGCUGGAAGUAAUUAGUAUGCAAAAUAUAUGGCGUCACAAUGCUGGGCAGGCCUGGGCCAAACGUGACAGGUAGCGCGACCAAUUAGCGCGGGCAAGCCUUGCCAUUGCCAUUGAUUUUCAACCAUUCCAAACAUUGCCAUUGACUGGUUUAUUAAAAUUUAGCACUUUGCUUCGGAAAUUUGGUUUAAAUUUAGCACUUUGCUUCGGAAACAAGUGAGAGCAUUUGCUGCCUUGCUGAUUGUGAAAUUGGGCGAUUGGGUCCCAUUUCUAAAGACCUAAACACUCUCAAAUGCCUUUUAAAACCACAAGUACAGAAACAUCAAAUCUAUUGACUGUGAUCAAAUACAGUACACCUCUGGAAUGUUAUUGCCAUGGUUUUGCCACUGACCUCUAUAUAAUAUGUGUACAUGUGUAAACUAUCAGCCAUUCCUUGCGUUAUCAACAAUAUAGUGUUGUAAUUAUCAACCGUUAACAGCAAUAAGUUAAUUAGUGGGUUGUAACCCUAACCGUAACCCCUAACUUUGCCAUAACCUCUAACCCCACCCCCUAAACUCUAUCCCCACCCCCUAACCCUAAAGCGGGUGAAGUUCGCCCAAACCAACUUUACACAACUUGAUUCCUGCCACACCAUAAUAUUGUGUGUUUAAGUACAGUAACACAUGGGUUGGGUAAAAAUUAUUUAGACCAAUGUCGAGGUUGGGUAAAUAAAAAAAUUACAGUGUUUUUUGCUUCUCUUCGGUACCAAUCCCAGGUAUAAAUAAUGAACGGUCCCUUAUGUACGAAAAGUAUAUAAGCACAACGAGUCGUGAGAGAACACAUGUUUAUAGGAGGGGAGAGAAAAUAUACUCGCUCUAUACUUAUCGCAGCAUAGCCAUGAUAAAAUAUAAUUGAAACCAAAUCUGCCAAAUCUGCGGCACCGGUUAUCGGGCAUUACCUGAACAAUAAGUGACUGUAAACAGCGUGAUUUAGACCUAAAUGCCUUUAGCCAAUCGUACAUCUUUAGCUAAGGUAGUUUUAUAAGCCUAGGCUUGUUUACUCGAAGAAAUAAAGCUUUUGACGAGCUCUUUGGUUAUUUAUUGAACUACAUGACUCGACGUUGAUUAUAUGAACAUACGGUCAUUCGGGUCAAAUAAGGGUUACGAAAACAUUCGUCAAAAAUUCAAUUCUAAAGCCCGCCGCACACGAGCGCACUUGUCGCGCGUACUUGUUUUUCGUGGCAAGUUGGAUUGACAAAAUUUCCUCGUGUGCGGGCAGCAUUUACGGCAUUUUUGUCAUUCGUGACAUGUAUACCAAAUAUCAAACAUGUUUGAUAUUUUUCGUCAUUCAGGACAAAAAAAUUCUCGUGUGCGGCGAGCAAACGACAAGCGCGCCUGAAUAGGAAAAUUUGCGCAUGCGUGCAACUUGCAGAAUUGAAAACAAGACACGAGCUCGUGAUUUUGAUCCGCCAUGUUGUUUUUAAUUCUGCAAGUUGCACGCAUGCGCAAAUUUUCCUAUUCAGGCGCGUUUGUCGUUUGGUCGCUGCACACGAGAAUUUUUUUGUCACGAACGACGAAAAAUAUCAAACAUGUUUGAUAUUUGGUUUACAUGUCACGAAUGACGAAAAUGCCGUAAAUGUUGCCCGCACACGAGGAAAUUUUGUCGAUCCAACUUGUCACGAAUAACAAAUACGCGCGACAAGUGCGCUCAUGUGCGGCGGGCUUAAGUUGCCCAAAAAUGUUAUUUGAUCAAUAGGAAGCGAAAACAUAUUUCUUUGAUCUGGGUAUUAAUUUUUUGUCUGAAUCGAUGUAACAAUGGAGAUAUUCGCUGCCUAAUAUGGCAUAUAAUAAAGAGGUUCGAAAAUAAAAACAUUAAGAAAAUCUGUAAAAUAUUCACUUUUUACAGAAAUGUCUCUAAAUUUCGUCUGAUAAUCAAUAAAUAUUUCUAAUUUAUAAAACGAAAUCAUAUUUUAUGACAUAUUCCCAUUAUCGUGCAAAAUAGAGCGAUUUUAGUAGUGUCAUAAAAUGACCCGUAAAAAUCGAAAGUGGCCUGGGAAAACGAAUUUCGACGUCACUCUCCUUAAAUAUUUAUCCGAUCAAAAUAAAAUUUUCACAACAUUAAUACUUCAUAUAGGCUUAUACAUUCUGACAAAGUUUGAAGGAUUUUGAAUUUUCUCAUUUUACAUGUCUUACCUGACUAUUACAGACAACCGCUCUUAAUUUAGUAAACUGUUUUGUGUCAUAACCAGUUUAAUGAACUAUUAAAGAUUUCUGUACGUGAUUAUAUUUCAUAUAGAUAUUAAUGAAUGUGAAACACAAGCUCCGUGUCAUGCAAAUGCUACUUGCAAAAACGUGGAUGGAUCAUACUACUGUGCCUGUAGUGGAAAUGGCUUCUUUUGUGAAGGUAAAUGUUUUGAGAAUGUUUGAAAAAAUGUGCAUAAAUUUUUUGAAAUCUAGCAGUUAUUUCUUGAAUAAACGAGAAUUCCCAGAACUGGAUUCAGAAUUUGGCCAGUAAUGUCAUACAAUCUCGCACAAAAGGAAUACUCGGAAAAGGAAAGUUCAGUUAAUUCUUUUUAAAACAAAAAAGCCCUUUUGUAGAUUCUUUAUCGUUUUAUUUUUGUUUAUUUUGUUUAUUGCCAAACAAAAUGAUUUUACAUAUUUUGAUUAAAGUUAUUAUUUACAUAGUUCCUAGGCUAGUGGUCUUUGUGAGACCCUGAAGGACUUUUGAUUAAAGCUAAGACCCCUAUGAUAACAUAAAUUUGGUAGAAAUUAGACUAUAGAUAUAACAGUAAUUAUUUGUUCAUGGAAAGUAACUAAUAUCAACGAAGUAUAAGAUAUGUGUUAAAUAAGUGUUGAAAAAGUUUAAAUUGUCUUUCAUGGUAUAUAUACAUGUAGUAAUUAAUAAAAGGUUAUAUUACAAUAUAUAGAAUAUAAUAGAUUGAAAGUCAGUUAAUAAGAGCAACCAAAAUCCAUUCUAUUUCCAAUAAAGUUCCAUACAAUUGCCAUUCUAUGACCUUUUAUGGAUUUUCAAUUUUUUUCCAGUGCGCCCAGAUAAUAAGGCUUUACGCCAUGAAUCUACACCCGUUUAGCAUACACCUCAACGGGUAUUACCCAUAUGUUCUCAAUUGAGAAUAUUCGGUAUUACCCGUGCCAGACUAUCGCCUGCGCUACCUGACGCUGACGCUUUCGCAUAUCAUUAUAUAUAAACCAAUCACAAUCGUGUUUCUAUCACACGUUCUUCUCGAGCUUUGAGUUGCCAUAUUUGAAAACAUUUCUAGCAGAUUUUGUAGUCUAUUUGCGAUUCUGUGCAAUGAAAUGGAGAUAGGAAAGAGAACUAGAGUAAGCGACAAUCAGAGAGAUAUUUUGGAAAGGUUUUACGGCCGUUGAAUGGUCGGUGUUGGUCUAAAUUAUCGCAAAAUGAUCGAAAGCGCUGUAGCAGAAACUGGCUUAACAACGACUCAAGUUAUAAAGGUAAAUAUAGAUAUCAUAGUGAUGUUAAUGUUGACUAUUUACUAUUAAAGACACUAGAUGACAUACAAAAAUAUACUAAUAUAAACUAGUAUCAGGCCUUGCUUGGAUGAAAACCAAGAUACUUGAUCAAUAGUGCAGCUACUGUGCAUUCAAGGCACUAUUUUCUAUGCACCUACUUAAGCGAGAGUCUACUUCGUAUAUUGUUAUUACAUGCCUAGUUGACAGUCUGAACUUACUGUAACAUGCAUGUUUCCCCAUUGAUGAGUGAAAUUGUCUGGCGUUAGACAAGUAAAAAAAAGUAGGGGCACUGGGGCACAUUACGUCUCAAUGGGUUUAAUGCACCUAUCAAUGUUAAGCCCCAGAGGGGGGGGGGGGUCGGGCAUAGGUGGGGCAUUUGAUUUUUUGAGCAAAUUUCCAAUCAAAUGCCCCACCGUUGGGCAAUAAAUAUUGGUCAAAUGCCCCACCAUCUUGCAAUAAAUUGCAAUAAAUACUAUGUUAAUAACAGUCAUUCGGUUCAAAUUGCCCCAACUCGGGGCCAAAAUGCUAAUCAAAAUCUCCAGGGUGGGGAUGGAAUUGAUAAUCAAAUACCCCACAUAUGCCCGAACCGCCUCCCCCCCCAUUGGGGGUUAACAUUGAUAGGUGCAUAAUAACUAGAGACAUUGUCAGAUUUUUUGGUUAACCCCUUAAAGUGCAGAGCUUCCCCAUUGGCAUUAGACAAGCAAAAAAGUAGGGUGCACUGGGACGCAUUGCGGCUUAAUGAGUUAAUAGGCAUGCACACACGAUCAAGCGCCUUCCUAGGCUAGACCUGUAGGGGUGCACCAGAAACCUUUUUUUAAGUUCCGGCUGGAACUGGAUCUGGCCGGAACUGGAAGAAAGUUCCAGCUGGAACUGAGUCAUAUGGUCAUAUGUUACUUUGUCUGCUGCCAGACAGUCAGACACUUUCAGUCAUGAAACAGAGAGCAUGCAAAUGUUAGAAUAAAAAGAUUGACUAUUGUUAAACAACAUAAUGAAGUGUAAAUAUCCAUGUGUUUGAGUCAAAAUAGUAUAAACAAUCGAGCCAUUUUAUAGUCAAUUGAAACCAUUGUUUUACCUUAAAUUAAUUGAAAGUUCAAACCUAGCUUAUAUAUCAAACAUAUCCGACUGGAUAUUCUGGCCGGAUAGCAAAAAGCUCUACCUCGUUCAGUGGUUCACCCUAGGCUUACUAACAUUGUCUUGGUGAAGCAAUAAAAUGCAAAUAUUCACCCAUGAAAUAUAACCAUGUGGUGAUUCAUCAGUUUUGUAUUCUGCUCUUUUAUGCUACAUAUGUAAUAACAAAGUGAUAAAGUAAGAGUAAGAGCAAAGAGAAAAUCACUCUGCAUUGAUAUUGUGUGCUUCAGGAAAUAUAUCUUCAAAAAUGAUAGAACUCUGGCUAGGGCUCCUGUGCAACUAACACUAAACCACAUCAUGUUGCAUGUUUUAUUUCUUCAAGAAGGUCUCUGUCCGUGCUUUUUUGUCGCCACCAUGACAAUGCACGUCAAUGCUUUUUGUUUUGCUAAACCGUGUUUUCUUGUAUAUAAAUAUAUAGGAUCCUUGUUAAUAAGAUUCAAUAAAGGUUGAGCAAUUGUUCAUAUAACUCAUAAAAGGGUCAAGAUUGUGCCAUAUUGGGGGGAGGGGGGGGGGGAAGGAUUUGGCAUGUUGCAUUUGUCAAAUCGUCGGAAUGAGCUUGGUGACCUCAACUUUUUUUCUGUUUUUAUUAUGAGGAUAUCAUAAACUUCACCGCUGGGAAGUUUCCGCAAAUUCUCAUUUCCAGAACAAUAUUGAUGAAUCGUCUAGAAUCUUAUUUUUAUAAUGUCCUUUAGAUGAGUGCAAAGAUUUGAUGUUGAUUGAGAAAAACCAGUUGGCUUCUGCUGCAUGGAAGCUCACAGGUGAAGAUGAGAAGCAAGUGUUCAAGAGUUCAUCAGAUGACCUCGAAUCAUGGCUGUUGGCAAAAACAUGA
Messenger RNA from Paramuricea clavata, 10177 nucleotides. Lineage: Eukaryota; Metazoa; Cnidaria; Anthozoa; Malacalcyonacea; Plexauridae. The record is from the annotation of a GenBank genome assembly.